Messenger RNA from Papaver somniferum (opium poppy), 642 nucleotides. RefSeq lists its product as uncharacterized. Lineage: Eukaryota; Viridiplantae; Streptophyta; Magnoliopsida; Ranunculales; Papaveraceae. The transcript has a single exon. Bases 1 to 642 code for a protein of 213 amino acids. The record is from RefSeq and is a predicted model, not a curated record.
AUGACAAGAAUUGGAUCUACUGUUAAACAGGGAACAACAACCAGAAGGAUCAAUAGAAUUGCUGAGAGAAUAAGAAUUACAAAUCUCGAUCAACAAAAAGAAAGAGUAAGAGAAAAUCAAAGAAACGAAAAUCCAAUUGGACCUCAGCGUGAACAAGAGCGGAAUAAUGAUAUUGAUUAUGAUAAAGUGAGCGUUCAUACUUCGCAAACAAGUUCAACUGAAGAGGAAAUACAAAGAUCUGGGGAUACAGGAAGAAUUGAGGGGAAUGAUGAGAAUAUGACACUUGCAGAGCUUAGACAAAGAUUGAUUGCAGAACGACAAAGAGAAGGUGAAGAGCGUGCGAAUUUGAUACGUCAGAAUGAUGAAUUAAGAGAAUAUAAUCUUAGAUUGCAAGAGCAGAGAUCGAGAAGUGCCACACGAUCCAGGUCGAGAUCAAGCAGGAGUUCAUCAAGGCAAAGUCGAUCCAAUCAAGAAGAUACUAGGCGAAGACAAUGCAUGGAAGAAAUUGAAGAAAACAUGCAAGUAGAUGAUAAUCCACAGGACCAACAAAGAAGAAGGGAUGUAGCUCAAGAUUUGGGAACUAAUCAAUAUGAGCAUCCGCGUGAACUUCUACAUCGCACACAUAAUAAUUUCGAAAGAUAA